Molecule: messenger RNA, 1752 nt
Organism: Trichoderma reesei QM6a
Lineage: Eukaryota; Fungi; Ascomycota; Sordariomycetes; Hypocreales; Hypocreaceae
Exons: 4
Coding region: 1-1752 (583 amino acids)
Cellular component (GO): mitochondrion
Molecular function (GO): oxidoreductase activity; molybdenum ion binding
Source: RefSeq, a predicted model, not a curated record
AUGGACUUUGAACAUAGGGAGCGUCUUAGCCGCCAACCUCCAAAUGAAUGGAGUCUUGAGCAAGGGUUGGAUCCAGCCCGCUUAGGUCUACGUAACCAGAGCAACCUCAAGAUCCAUACUGAUACCCGGCCUCCAACGGUGACAAACUCAGCAGAGCUUCGCGCAGACGCGAAUGACGACGACCCCUCAUUUGUCAUUCAAGAAGAGAGAAAAGGCUGGAAAGGCUAUGUAGAGUGGGAGGAUUACCCUGAGAAAAAGGCCAGAGCUCGCAAGCGAUUCUCCCAGUACAAGUUUCCCCCGCCCCCCGAGUUCCAGCUUGCGCCAAUCCCAGCGACGAACCCCGUCCUCGAGUGUGUUCGAUGGAAGCUGUGGCACAAGGCAAUUGGCGGGGCGCUCACCAGUGUGCCUGAGGAUAGCUGGAAGACAGUUCUUGAGGAAAAACAUCCGGGCAUGCUGCAUCUCCUUCAGUUUCCCUACAAUGGGGAGCCACCAAAGACCCUGCUCACCAGAGAAACCAUCACACCCAACGAACUUCAUUUCGUGCGCAACCGUGGAGGAAUUCCAGACAUUGACGUCGUUGAAUUCGACCUUCGUCUCGAUGGGCUGGUAAACACCCCCACGGUCCUCACCCUGGAAGAUCUCAAAAACGAAGCCUUGUUUCCACGCACUUCCAAGCUCGUAACAAUUCAGUGCAGCGGAACCAGACGUCUUGAGCAAAUUGUUGAAUAUGCUGGUGAAGGCGACGAAAUGAUUAAUGCUCCAUGGGCAGAGGGUGCAAUCGGCACAGCAAACUGGACUGGUGUGAGCCUCAAAAAGGUCAUCAAGCAUUGCGGGGGCCUGAAAGAAGGGGCAAAACACCUUGAAUUUUACGGAGCAGAGACAUAUUUCAAGGGCGGGGACUGUAUGAACUAUGUCGUCUCUGUCCCGUGGUCAAAGGUGAGGGCAAAUGAGGUAAUUCUUGCUUGGGAGAUGAACGGUAAACCACUACCCAAAAUUCAUGGAUUUCCACUGAGGGCAGUGGUCAUGGGUUACAUCGGGGCUAGAAGCGUCAAGUGGCUUUAUCGCAUCAAAGCUAUCGAACACCCCAGUCGUGCCCCAGUUCAGAGCAGAGAGUACCUGUACUUUCAGCAGCAGUACGGGAAGCACAAUCAAUUGCCUACGUUGGGAAUCCAAAUCCAAGAGAUGCCAGUCAGUAGCGCCAUCAUGAGUCCGUGGCACAAGGAAGUCGUUGUCCACAAUGGCCAUAUCGAAGUCACUGGUAAGGAUCAUGGUGUUCCACUGGAAUGUCUACGGGACGUUAACAUUACAGGGUGGGCUUACUCUGGCGGCGGCCGCUGGCCGGAACGUGUCGAGCUCUCUUCGGAUGGCGGUUGGGCUUGGUAUUCCGUACCUACCGAGAAUAUGUCGCCAAAGCACAAGUGGGCCUGGAGAACUUGGACAUCGUCCGUCCCAUGCGAUCAAGAAGGGUGGACAGAACUCGUCGUCCGCUGCUGGGACAACAGUCUGAACACGCAGCCAAUGGAAGUUCGCCAUAGCUGGAACUGGGGGCUGCAUGUCACAAGCAGCUGCCACCGAGUCAAGAUUUACAGCGUGAAUGCCAGCCGGCCUGAGACUAGGAAGCGGCUGGAACAAUUUGAGAAACAUGGAGAGCCAUUUGUGCCAAUUACACGGCCGACGGAGUUCAAGUAUAUGACUCCUGAAGAGUAUGAGAAGGCAUGGAAAAAGAUGGAGCCGAGAGAUGUGGACAACUGA